This is a messenger RNA of Fusarium musae, 558 nucleotides long. RefSeq lists its product as uncharacterized. NCBI's taxonomy places the organism in Eukaryota, Fungi, Ascomycota, Sordariomycetes, Hypocreales, Nectriaceae. The record is from RefSeq and is a predicted model, not a curated record. The coding region runs from base 1 to 558 and encodes 185 amino acids. The transcript has a single exon.
AUGUUCUCCAAGAUCGUCUCAGCUGCUCUCCUCCUUGCCGCCACUGUCUCCGCGGCACCCGCUUCCAAGACUGUCCGCUCAACACCCGACAAGACCGUCACUCUCACCGGUGUAACCCACUCCGUCAACGCCGGUCUCGGUGGUCUCCGCUUCGACCCCGACAACGUUGUCGCUGAAGUCGGCGACGUUGUCGAGUGGCACUUCCUCCCAAAGAACCACACUGUCGCCCAGUCCAGCUUCGGCGAGCCCUGCCAGCCUCUCGCCGACGGCAGCGGUUUCUUCGCCGGCUUCAACUUCCCUACCCAGGAGGGCCAGGCUCCCGAUGUCUUCCAGAUUGUGGUUGAGGACUCCAAGCCUAUCUGGUACUACUGCGCCCAGCAGAUGGGAAACCAUUGCCAGAAUGGCAUGGUCGGUGUGAUCAACCAGAACUUCGACAACCAGGACUUCAGCCUCCGAAGACAUAAGGAGCUUGCUGCUGAGACUGUCAAGUCGGUCAUCCCUCCUGUUCAGCAGGGUGGCAAGGUCAUUCCUAACCCCAACCCCAACGGUGGCUUCUAA